AUGUUUUUAUAUUUAUUAUAUACUGUAAUAUUUUUGUGUUUGCUACAUUUGAUCUUCAAUUAUAAUAAAAGAGCACGGACGUUGAAGAUUAUACCUGGUUUCAAGGAUAGAUUUAUUGUGGGAAAUGCUUUAGAAUUAAUGCUUUCUCCAGUUGAUUUGUUUGAACUACCAAGAAGAACUGCAAGGAAAUUCGAUAAGUUAUUUCGCUUCUGGUCAUUUCCUAUUGGAGCAGUAUGCAUUUACGAUCCUGAUGAUAUAGAGAAAGUGCUACAUAGCAUGAAGCAUAAUGAAAAAGCUCUCAUAUAUAAUAUUUUGAAACCAUGGUUACAAGAUGGCUUACUUUUGAGCAAUGGUUCAAAAUGGCAGCAGCGUCGUAAAAUACUAACACCGUCAUUCCAUUUUAACAUCCUGAAGCAGUUCUUGGUUACUUUAGAGGAAAACAGUUCUCGCUUGGUGAAGGAAUUGGAGAACAAAAUAGGACAAGAGAUCGACGUUGUGCCUCUAACCUCGGAGUACACACUGAAUUCGAUUUGUGAAACUUCCAUGGGAACGAAGUUAUCGGAAGAAACCUCGUCAGCUGGACUCUCUUACAAAAAUGCAAUAUAUGAACUAGGAAAGAAGUUUGUCGAUCGUUUUACCAAAGUUCAUUACAACAUAGACUUCAUUUUUUCGUUUUCUUCAAUUGGCAAAGAACAAAAUCGAUAUUUAGAUAUCGUACACAAGUUUACUAAAAGGGUCAUAAAUGAUCGUAAAGAAUACAUAGAAAAAUAUGGAAUUGAUAUUAAUGAAGAGAAUGUAAGUGAUGAAGACAUAUUUUUCAAGAACAAAAAGAAAACUGCUAUGUUAGAUUUAUUAAUUUCGGCUCACAAUAAAGGAUUGAUAAAUGACCAAGGGCUUCAAGAAGAAGUUGAUACAUUUAUGUUUGAGGGACAUGAUACUACUGCAGCGGGACUGGCAUUCUGCUUGAUGUCUCUGGCUAACGAUAUAGAAGUUCAAAAAAGGAUUGUUGAUGAGUUAGAUGCAAUAUUUGGCAAUUCUACACGAUCUGCUACAAUGGACGAUCUAUCAAGAAUGCAUUAUCUUGAAUGCUGCAUCAAGGAAUCCCUUAGACUCUAUCCGCCAGUACAUUUUAUUGGAAGAAGGUUAGGUGAAACGGUUACAUUCAGUAAUUAUUUGGUUGAAAAAGGAACUUACAUAUUGCUCCUCAUUUACGAUAUGCAUCGCCGGGAGGAUUUAUUCAAAGACGCACUGAAGUAUAACCCUGAUCGUUUCCUGCCAGAGAACAAUGUUGGCAGACAUCCUUUCUCAUUCAUACCAUUUAGCGCUGGUCCAAGGAACUGUAUAGGUCAAAGGUUUGCAAUGAUGGAGAUGAAGUCAUGUCUGUCUGCGGUGCUGAGGCGGUAUAAACUAGAGCCUGUAACGGGCCACGCAGACAUCGAAAUAACGGCAGACGUCGUUUUGAGGACAUCUCAUCCGAUCCUAGUGAAAUUUCUCAAAAGAGAAGAUCAGAGCAAUAUUUAAU
Messenger RNA from Diatraea saccharalis (sugarcane borer), 1522 nucleotides. The record is from the annotation of a GenBank genome assembly. NCBI's taxonomy places the organism in Eukaryota, Metazoa, Arthropoda, Insecta, Lepidoptera, Crambidae.